UUUUACACAAGUUUCUGACCAAACUUGAACUUCUGUUCUCUGUGUUUCAGUGUUCAAUAGUAUUUUUUCCAAUGUUUCACUGUAAGCUAAACUCAAAUUAGGGUCAUUCUCAUUUGCAGUGUGCACUUUUUGCGAUUUAUGAGUUGAUCUCAUUUUUCGUGUAUUUUGUUAUGCGUUUGUGUGCCAUUUUUUUCCUGGUGAAAACUGUCGUGUUUUUUGUUAAAAACUUGCGUCUAAAUUCUUGUUCGAAAUAAGAUACGUUACCAUCUGGUCCAUUUGCGUCAUGGAUAUGCAGGACCUGCCCAAGUGCUGCAUCCGGUCAGCCCAGAUCCGGCGGUCGGGGAAUCUGCUUUAUGCGAAGCGUCAAUAUAGGGACGCCAUGGAAAAGUACAACCAAAGUAUCUGCUCAGCACCCAACGAUUCGGCAGAUUUAGACAUCGGAUUCGCUAAUCGAUCGGCUGUCUACUAUGAACAAUGUGACUACAAAAUGGCUUUGGCUAACAUUGCUUUGGUCAGAAAGCACAUUUAUCCGGAACAGUUAAUGCCAAAAUUGGUGAUACGUGAAACUAAUUGUCGGGCAAAACUCGAGGAAAUCGAUCGGAAUGGCAGUGCUUCUAAACAUCAGUCUCUAACGUUCAAUCUUGAAGCGAAUCCCACCAUUCCUUUUCUCGCUAAGGGAAUCAGCGCGCGAAAACAUCCCGUCUUCGGUACCAGCAUGGUAGCCGAGCGAGACUUUAAAGCUGGAAAUGUGAUUCUUCAGGAGAAGCCGAUGCAAGUCAGUGUUUGCCACCGAAACCUAUUCACCAACUGCAAUCAUUGUUUCUCGGAGAAUCUACUCCAUUUGAUUCCCUGUCCGAAUUGUACUUCGGCCAUGUUCUGCGACGCAGAUUGCAUGCGGCAUGGUUUAAAAAUACACCGUUUCGAGUGUGGCGUCACGGCGAAUUUGAGCGAGCAAAAUGACUAUUGGAUAGGCCCAAGAUUGUUCUUCCGCGGAUUGACACUGUUUGACGACGACAUCCAGAAGAUGAUGGCAUUUUGCAAAGCCUGCAAGCAAACCGAACGCAGGUUCACUGAUUUAGAUUACAUGAACUACAACCCACUGGAGGAAUUCAAGAUGUUCCUUACGUGUAGCCUUCGAUUGCGUACAAAACCAGUCAUUAAUAAUAUUCUACACUUGAAUGCUAUGAUCUGCUUUAUGGUGUACAUGCAGGUUCCAUUGGUUAAAUCACUGAUAUGCGAUGAAACAGUAAAAUAUUUCACUCUGAAAUGCUUCCUUGAAUUAAUGAUCCAAGAUAAAGGUUUGUCGAUCCAGCAGGAGCAUAACUGCCGUCUGUAUCCUGUUGCGUCGGGUUUUAGUCACUCGUGUGAUCCAAAUACGCUGCUUUUGGACUACGGUGGCCAAUUAAAAUUAAUCGUGCUGCGUCCCAUUCGUCGUGGUGCACAGGUCCUCAUAUCGCACGGGCCUUUGUGUAGCCAAGAACCGGAAGAACGACAAAUCCGGUUGGAUGCGCUACAGUUUCAUUGUCGGUGCAAUUUUUGCGACGAGGAAAAGCACCGAAAGUGGUUAGCUAAACUCAACAGACGUUGCCGCAUCGUUCCGGCUCAUUUGGAGAUCGUGCAGAGAUUGUUGACGGGAGCAGAAUUCUGCAACGCAGAUAAACUAAACGCACUGCAGCAGUUUGUUCAGCGAUACUCAUGGACCCAUCCACAUAAUCACUUCGAUAUAUACUUGGAAGCUUACAGAGUGGUGCUUAAUGUUUGCUAUCAAAACGAAAUGACGGCCGCCAUGCGACAGAAAAUUGCACGUUGAAGGAGGUUGCCUCGAUCGGGACGGGUUUUUUUUUAUAUCUGCUUUGAUCCGAAAGUUAAAAGCAGUCAAAAUAAUGUUUUUUUUUAAUUAUAUUUCUGCUUUGAUCUGAAUGAUCAAUGCAUUUUGUGUAUCCUGCGUUUCCUGUUGCAAAAGGGUUAAAGUUGCCUGAUACUGUUCAAUUUAGUACAUAUCUAAGAAAUAAAUAACUCGAUGUUUGACAAACUAAAAACUAAUACAAGUUGCGUCUCUAAUAUAUUUAGUAAGAGCGUGGUUUCCCACCUAUGCCACUCCCUUAUCUCCCGCUUCCAACAGCCAUCGUUGUGAACAACAUUCCAAUACCCAACAAGAAGACCAUCCAGGUUCUUGGUGUACGCUUGGACCGGGAGCUGAGGUUCGAAGCACAUUUCAAUGAGAUCAAAGCCAACUUUCUCCUCAGGGAGGGCAACAGAGCUCUCGGAAACUUGGUCCAUAAGGGGCUUCCACCCGUGUCCAGGGUACACUGGAACGGAGUCAGAGGAUGGACAGAACCAACCAUACGCGUUGACCUUUCAACUGACAGGCGCUUCAAGGCAGGUAACGCCCGUCCAUGCAGGCCCACGUAGCGGAGCUGCUGAGAACUAAAUACGCAAAUUUUCAACACCGUUACACGGACGGCUCUAAGGCCAUGAGGAAGGUCGGAUUCGGAGUAGCGGAUGUAUCCAAUAGUUACUUAUUUCGACUACCCGAUCAGUGCUCCGUCUUCUCGGCGGAGGCGGAGGCCAUCCACUUCGCCACCACAUCACCCGCCAAUAAACCCAUCCUAACAGACUCCGCCAGCGUUUUAUACGCCUUGAAUUCAGCAACAUCCAAACACCCCUGGAUACAAGGGAUCCAAAAGGCCGCGCCGCCGAACACCUCAUUUGUUUGGGUACCCGGUCAGUGCGGUAUCCGGGGCAACCCCCCCAGAAUUAGAGCUGACCCUCCUCAGAGAAUUUCAGAAAUAAAUACCAGAGCAAUAUAUUUUUGCAUUACAUGGAGCAGUUGCGAAAUUUUCCAGAUCACGUAAAAACAAACUCUGCUGCGACUUUGAAUUUCUUAAUAAAAUACCUAUUCACGGCUGAUGAUUGGUCUUAAUCUUUUAUUAUUAUUUUUGCUACACACAAACGUCUCAUAUGAGGUUGAAUCCCUUCAUUCGUUUUGAAGACAUGUCUUAAUUUUGAAAACAUUUGGAAUUCUGUGAAGAAGUGUUUCUGAGGCUUAGAAUAAUACUGAAUGAAGCUUUUCAUUUUUCAAGACUUCGAAAAACAUCCAGGAACUUGAUUGAAAUCAUAUUGAACAUCCAUGGAUAUCAACUAAGUUCUAUAAAACUUUACGCAGGUUCCAGUACGUUUACAAAGUUUCUUUAGCUAUUAAACUCAAUGAACUCAAAUAAAGCACCCUGAACUUUUUCCCAAUCUAGAUUUAACUGUUCCCCGAGCCUCUAUGAAGUUCCCGAAAUGUGUGGGAAAUUCUGCGAAUUGCUGGUAAGUUGCGUCCACGAGGUUUUCUGAAUUUUGUGAGUGUUCGCGUCUCAGUGUCGAGUAAUUUUUAGAAUAUCGUGUAGAGUACUCGUUAAUAUGUUGAAAAAUCAUGGCAGGUAGUUUUUGCACAGACAAACAGACAUAACUCAUUGAAUAUUUCUCACUGUAAAACAUCGUCGCGUCCAGAACUCUUGGCUUUGUCUUCAAGAUUACUAAGAACUUCACAGACAUUUACUGCUUGAAAUCAGAGAGCAAUCUCGUACGAUCCACGUUGGAAUACUGCUCUACAGUCUGAAGCCCGAACUACAAUGAUGGGACCGAGCGAAUUGAUUCUGUGCAACGACGUUUUCUUCGCUUCGCGCUCCGUAAGCUGCCUUGGAGAUAUUCACUUCGUCUUCCAAGCUACGAGAAUCGCUGCCAAUUGAUCAAUGUUGAGCCCUUACGUAUCCGAAGAGAUGUUUUCAGAGCCUUAACCGUCGCCGAUACUCUGCAGGGAAGAAUCGACUGCGAAGCAAUUCUCCAACAAGUGAACAUUAAUGUUCAACUUCGAUCACUACGUAACAGUCUUAUGCUGAGACUUCCACUUCUUCGAAUUAAUUAUAGCUUAGGGAGCGCUAUUUACGGCUUGCAGAAAUUGUUCAACCGAUUGGCUCGAUAUUCGAUUUCCACUUGACACGGAAUAUGCUUCGCCGAAGAUUCUCUGCCUUUUUUGCUGACCGAAGGCGCUUGACGCCCAACAGCUAAGUGUAAAAUUUAAGACUUAUACAUUUUUAGUUGCUUGAAAAUGCUUUCCUUGUUAUUUUCGUUUGUAACUGUAGUAUAUGUAGUCUGUAUAAUCUGUACUUUUUUUUACAACACAUCAUUGGGACUAUUUCUAGUCUGUUGAUGCAAACAUAACAAAUAAACAAAUAAACCUAGUUCGGUAAGCGUGCCGACCCUGAAGCCAUUGUAGUCAGGGAGUCUCAGAAUUGCUCCUAACUGAGGUGGCUAAUAUUGAGCUUACACAAACUACAACUAACUAAUUUUUUACCAAGAUAGCUGUACUUGCAAAUAUUUCUUAUGUCUCAUUCAUUGUCUGUUCCUGGAAAUUUGACCAAGAUCUCAGAACAUCAUGUUGCAUUUCUACAUUAUUCCAAUCUACAAAUUCUCGAAAAUCUAGCCGACCUUCUAAGAAGUUCCCUGAACUUAUUCAAGUUACCAACGGCCCCAUCAUAUCAUCCAUCACACCAGCCACAGUACAGUCAACAAUUACAGACGCCACUCUGCACGGUCAGUACUUCGGCCAACCACCCGAUCAUCGCACCAGCCAGCAGAGUCAACAUUCUAGCCAACACCUCGUUCAGUCCAUCAGCCAGCGCAGUCAGCAUUCCGGCCAUUAACCCAGUCGAUAUCACACCCGGUCAGCACAUUCACCAGGGUAAGCAGCCACGGAACCGAAGUCCACGAUAAACCGCCAGCAUUAGCAACCUCAGGAAUAGGCACACAGCUCCGAGUAAAUAGCAACAGGAAAUAAAGCAUAGGCAGUUUAACAGGUAGAACCAUUUUUAUAAUACCAAAAUUGAAUAAUCGACGAAAAAUUGACGUAUCAGCUUUUGUAAACAAUGCAUUUGAUCGUCGAUUUGGCGUAACUGGUAGCUCGCCCACGCAAGCUAACACUACCAUCAGAUAAUGGAAA
Ochlerotatus camptorhynchus is the source of this 4984-nucleotide messenger RNA. RefSeq names its product SET and MYND domain-containing protein 4-like. Bases 284 to 1810 code for a protein of 508 amino acids. The transcript is spliced from 2 exons. The record is from RefSeq and is a predicted model, not a curated record. Gene Ontology annotation, molecular function: protein binding. NCBI's taxonomy places the organism in Eukaryota, Metazoa, Arthropoda, Insecta, Diptera, Culicidae.